AUGGAAAACACUUCCCCUUUGGAGCUUUUGAAAUGAUAAAAGUUUAUCUCAAAGUAACUAAACCUACGUAAUAUAAAAUGUAUGCCUGAAACACUGUAACAUAUAUUAUGAAAUAUUUCAGUAAGUCUGUAAAUCUCACCGCUAGGACAUGGAAAAGAGCCUCGCUGCUUGAGCCCAGUUUCUUCGGUGGCAAAGUGCUGGACGGAAAGAGCAGUGGCAGGGCUCUGAAGACAGCUGUGAUAUGCUCCACUGGUUUAAUGGAAAAGGGACAAUACAAGGUGGUACCAUAAAUAACUUUAACAUAACAAAUAAUUACGAGACAUUAUUAUAUAAAAUGAACAAGUCAAUGUAUUGUGACUUCACCUCCAUUCAAAGUUUUAGGAAUCUUCAUGGCCUUCUUCAUCACUCCAUAAAACUGGACCUUUGAAUAGAAGGUUUUCCACCUGUUCUGCAUCUCUGAUAUGUACUGGGAGUUGGUCGGUUGGAUGAUUCGCUGCAGCUCAUCCAGCACCUGAAAAAUAGAUUCAGAUAAAGAAAAAAAAAACUGAAAAAAGUACAUUCUGAUGACUUCUUAAAAAAAAAUUUAAAAAAACAUUACUUACAUGAUCCAGUUCUCUGAAACAAGGGUAAGCCUCUAGAAUCUUUGUUGCUCUGUCUUGCUCCUUUAAAACAUCAGAGGUGAUGAAGCAUCUUCGAGACUCAAAUUCCAUGUUCAGCAAAUGAGUUACCGCAGCUUUGUUUGGCUUUUUGGACUUGUAUAUUUCUUGGAGGGUCUUGUAGUGUCUUGCUUGGAUUUUCUGGCUGUCCAUGAUGUCAACUGAACAAGCUGAAGACAUUACAGGAACGUUAUGGUGGAAAGGGGACAUGAGAUUUCCAAACUGACAAGUAAAACUGACAAAUUAAAUGUAAUACAAUACAUACAUUCUUCAUCACUGCUGUUCCGGUUCUGCACUGGGGUGCUGGUUCUAGGUGACAGAUCUACUGGGAUGCCCAUGGGACUAACAGGUGACCGUUCCAGAAUAAUGGUGGAUGUACUGGAGUCUCCAUCGUAGUCAGUAGUUGCAACGUCUGAACUGACUUCUUGUCGUGGUUUCUUGGAAGGAGGACCUUUGACCUUCUUUGGACUUCUGACAUUUGAGAGUCUCUUCAUGAGCUUUUUGGCAACAUGCUCCUGCGAGGCAUACGUAGUUAACAUUAAAAAAAAUGACAAUAGGCUCAAACUUUCUUAUAUUCUAAUUAUAGCUUUCGGCAAUGUCUUGCUCCAUUUGAACUUUCUGUCACGAUUUAGCACUGUAUGAACAGAAAUCUCAGUAUUAUCAUACAGGCAAAAAACAAAAGUGACAAAAUCUACUCACCCACUCAUUGAUUGAUGACCUGUCUUUUAUCAUUGGAUAGUAAUCCACCAGUCGCUUUGCCAUGGCAUUCACCUCAUGUUUGGUGGGGUAUCUGGAGUCCUCUGUGGCUCUUGCGAUGGAGAUCAUGUUAGUCAUAGUGUUUCUUAUGAGUCGGCAGAAGAGUUCCUUGGAUAGGGUCCCAUUGUGCUCGGUCCCCAGUCGUUUCUGUUCAAAGUAGGAGCGUCGCACCUGUUCAAGCUCACUGUCGGUGAAGACUAUGUAUUCUGGGUUUGACAUAGUCACAAAUUUAGAAGUAUUGGCCUCCUCUAAUGAAAAGUCACUGCCUCCAGUGGGGGGUGAUUGCUGAAUUUCGGGAGCAGUAUCCACCUAAAACACAUUUACACAAACAUUUAUUGAGUAACUUUGUCAUAGUAUGUUCUUACUUGUUAGUUUAAGCAUUAUCAUUUUGGGGAUUAAAAAAACACUUUUAUUUUAUAUCCACUGUUGAAAUGGACUCAAAGCAGAAAUGUCAUAUUUAUGUAUAUGAACCAGAUUUAAACUGUGAUAUUGGAGAAUGUUGUACUGUUAAACAGUUAUGUUGUACUGUGAAAGACAAACCUGACCUUUUCAUCUUUAUUUACAACAAGCCAUAUAGCCCGCCGCCUCAAGAAAUUUUCAGGACCAGGAAAGAGGUCUUUGAUGUCGUCUCGGGAAAGCGAGGGGAGUAAGUCUUCUCCAAUAUUAGCAGCUGGAAUAUAGAACAGUUACAGACAGGGCCAAGAAACAAAGGUUAUCAUUUAAUUCCCUCAGAUUUUAACAUUUUUACUUCAAGAGCAGUGAGUGAAUUUGACAGCAUUUAUAAAUUACCGGUACAUAUAUUGAAGCCAUGCAAACUACAGUAAGAGUGACAAUAGAGCCUUGCUAGAUAAAAUGCAUUCACAUUUCAUGUCAGUUAAUAUAUUUUGUAAAGCUUGAUAGACAAUUGGCACCACAAAUGGCACCUUUAAACAAAUGCGUUAGCCUACAGAUUAAACUCAGGCGCCUUGUACUGAUAGUGCCGGGGUCCUGUGCGCGCAAAAGAGCUCCAACGGCUCCGGCUCAUGCCUGGGCAUGCGCACUGCUUAAUCAAUUAACCCUUAACGUUUUACAACAAGGUGUUGCUGUUUUUUCAGCAUUUACAGCCCCUAAUAUUAACAUAAUGGACCCAAAGCUUAAUUAGACUUAACCUAUUUCUAGAUGGGAAUCAUAAUGCAACACCAGACAUUUUUUGAUGUAGAUUAGCUGCUAAACUUUAGCCCAUUAGCCGCAAAUCCACGAAUUGUUAAGAUAGGUAAAGAACGCCAGUACAACAUAAAAGUAACCCCUGUAGCAUACCUCUUAGUGUGGCAAUUGCGACCUCGUCCAGUUUUUCCAUUAUUUGACUCUGAUAUCCACAAUCGACGUUUGAGAAUAAUCAAUUCGAGCAGCAGCAGGUGACAUCCGGAGUAGCUUCUGUGUAGGCCGAAUUCAAAUUGCAACGGACUCCAAGCGGGGGGGGGAAAGGCGCAACAGGGUGGAUUGUACCAUCUUCCAAGAGGGGGCGGGGGUGGGCACUAAGACUAAAUUAGUUUAUUUUGCAUUUAUACAAAUUAUAUUCAUCUAAAUAAGAUCAUAUUACUUUAUAAUUAUUAAAAUUGAGUCACACUCAUGUGAUAAUUGAUAAAUGGCAAGUCGUUUCUGCCGUUGUAAGACACUGAAUUAUGGUACGUACCUUUACCUUUUCACGUGACGUAUCACCAGGUCCCGGUUCAGACAGUUCAGACAGAGCAGGGGAAAACGCAGGUCGGACUCCAGCUAGUUAACUCAGGCUAAAAACGGGGGAAAUGAUUUGGCGCUGUGUUAUUUGCUUUGUGUUCGUGGCUCUCACUCUCAAAUCUUUAUUGAGUCAUAUUAAUACUGCUCAUAGUCGCAGUCCAGAUUUUCGCGUUGUUUGUGGAAUUGAUGGAUGCACCAAAGAGUAUCGAGUCUACAACUCACUAUGGUAUCACAUUAGAAGAAACCACUACGAACACCUGGAAAGUGGCAGCAGCAACUCACGGAGAGAGAGGUCAACAGCAAGCCCGGAAGCCUCUUCAGCGGUGAAUGCGUGGGCUUACAGGCCAGCUGAUGCGACGGUACAAAUCAGAGAGCAUCAAACGGAUGAAGCAGUGGUGGAAAACAGGGUACAAGAUGUAAUGCCUGUUGGGUCAUGUCCUGCUGUAGACUCUUCUGCAUCAUGUCAGUCAGAGGAUGACAUCAGUUAUAACACUCUGACCAGACAAGCUACUGCUAUUAUGUUGACUGCAAGAGAAAAACACCAUCUUUCACAGAGAGGUGUGAAUGAUGUCUUGGCUGCAAUGCAGCAAUAUCAAGCCCUGUUGGUGACUAAUCUGAGGAGUCAGCUACAAACUGUAUUCCAGCAACAUCAAGGAAGUGAACUUGAAAAGGAAGCGAUGGCAGUAUUCGACCGGAUUGAGGAUCCAUUUUCCUCUGUUGCAACAACAUACAGGCAGGACAACGUGAUUAAGGAAAAUUUCAAUUUUGUGGAGUCAGAGGAGGUUACUGUUGGGUAUACUGCCUGCUUGAAGAAAAAAGGGACAAAAAGGGUCCUCUCCACAAGAACCAAAUGUUUUCAUUACGUACCUCUGAUUAAAAGUUUAGAACAGUUAUUGUCCCAUCCAAAAGUUUUAGAAAUGAUAGAUCAGCCGCAAAAAUACAGAAGUGGCGGUUAUCUGUAUGACAUCAUAGAUGGAGAGCUCAUGAAAUCACACCCUUUAUUUUCAGCCCGGCCCUCUGCUUUACAGAUAAUCAUUUACUCAGACGAAAUUGAAAUCUGCAAUCCACUUGGAUCUCAUGCUUCCAAGAAUAAGUUACUAAUGUUUUAUUAUACAUUAGGAAACAUUGAUCCAAAAUAUAGAUCAAAACUCGCUGCAAUUCGUCUACUUGCUAUUGCAAAGAAGAGAGAGUUGUCUGAUUGUGGAGUGGAUGGAAUUUUGGCCAGGUUGUAUGAGGACUUGGAAAUGCUAUAUGAUGGUGUUAAUAUUCAAACUGCGAAUGGGGAACGUGAAAUAUUUGGAGCAUUAGUUUCGAUAUGUGGAGACACCUUAGCACAACAUGAGCUUUGUGGAUUUAAAGAGGGUGUUGGUUUCGCCUAUAGUAAGUGCCGGCAGUGUGAAUGUUCGUUUGAGGACAUGCAAAUGUAUUUUGACGAAGACAAUUUUGAGCUAAGGACACUAGAAAAACAUGUUCGACAGUGUAGUGACAUUGAGAAGGCAAAUACUGAGUAUCUUAGAAACAGUUUAAAGACUACAUUUGGCAUUAACAGAAGAAGCAAGCUGGUAGAAUUUCCGGCCUUUAACUUGAUUGAACAAACACCUCAGGAUUUGAUGCAUAUAAUUCUUGAAGGCAUUGCUCCAUUAGAAAUAAAGUGUGUGUUAAAACAGUUAGUUCUUUUAGGUCAACUAGACUUGGAUGUUCUCAAUACUGCAUUAACUGGAUUUCCCUACUCUCCACUUGAUGUCAGAGACAAACCAAGCCCUAUAGCUUACAGCACAUUAGCUUCAAGUGAUAAUAAAUUGAAGCAAUCCUCAGGCCAAAUGAUUGUUCUACUGAAGAUAUUGCCAUUUCUUAUUGAUACAGCUAAAGAUACUGAAUACUACAAAAUAAUUCUUGAACUCAUAGAAAUUGUUAAAAUUUUGUUUGCUCCUGUCAUUGGUCUACAGACAAUUAGCAAGUUGAAAAGACUAAUUGAACAGCAUUUAAAACAUAUGAAAAGUCUUUUCCCUGAUAACAACAUUACCCCAAAAAUGCAUUAUUUGAUUCAUGCUCCAUCGCAGAUAAAACUCCUGGGACCAAUGGUCCGUCACAUGUGCAUGAGAUUUGAAUCAAAACAUUGUUUUUUCAAACAGUGGGCCUCAAAAUUAAAUUUUCGAAACGUUUGCAAGUCUUUAAUAAGGCAUAAUCAAAUGUAUGAAUGUUGUCAAAAUGUAAGUCAUUCUGAACACCCAAUUUUUUUUAACGAGUGUGCAUUGGGACCAACUUCAGAAAUACGCAACAUGUCGUAUUUGAAAGAAAAAACAAGGGCUUUCCUUGGAACUGAUGACAUAGACAAUGCAGUGUCUGUUAAAUGGAUUAAUCUAAAUGGUAAUAAAUAUAUACGGGAGAAGACAUUACUUGUAACUGCUGUUAUUUCCAAUGAUUUACCUGAGUUUGGACUUGUGAGUAAUAUCUAUGUAAUUAACUCAUCAUUAUAUUGUUUUGAGUUGCAGCAGCAUACUACUGUUCGCUAUGAUGGAAAUUACAUGGCAUAUACAAUAGAGAUUCCAAACAUGGCACAAGCAACUGAACUCAUAGCAUCUGAUAAUCUGGUAGAUUUCACUCCAUAUUAUAGUUAUACUCACAAGGAUGUGACAUAUGUCCCUACAAAAUAUUAUCUGGGAGAUGUGCUUGGGCUACACAGAGCCUCAUCUGAUGGACUGUAAAAGGCGCACUGUUUAAUGUGUUUGCCACAAACUGUGCUUCUUGACCGUCAAUUUAGUUGUUUCAUGAUUCUUUCUUCUUCAGAUGAACAAUCAAUUAGCAGUCCAAUGUCGAUGCUGCAGGAUACUGCAUGUUCUUUUGUGAUUCAGGAUGCAAUUGAGUCAAGGGUCAUAUCAUUUUGGCCGUUUUUUCAAUUUGUUUUGUUUAUGGGCCAUGCAGUUUUCAUUCAGCAUGGUUAUUUGUAUUAUGUUGUGUGUUGUAUAGACCAGUCUGCUGUCAUCUUAAUAUGUUAGAUAUGAAGCAGCAGGUUCUGCCCUGCAAUGAAAAUAAUAAUAAUAAAAAAAACACUUUAAUUGU
Molecule: messenger RNA, 6188 nt
Organism: Pleuronectes platessa (European plaice)
Lineage: Eukaryota; Metazoa; Chordata; Actinopteri; Pleuronectiformes; Pleuronectidae
Exons: 3
Coding region: 3197-5833 (878 amino acids)
Source: RefSeq, a predicted model, not a curated record